GUUUGUACCCAUACUCUUGCCGCAUACAUCCUUACAUUACUGCGCUAGUUAUUGCAACACCUUUUGCGACUGGAAAGAAGUUUAAGUUGCAUACUGUAGCAGUAGUUUAUUCGUGGCGACGCUCUUGGCCUUUUGCCGCCUUGCACGCGGAGGAGUUGGCCAACUGGCCAUAUCGCCGUUUCCCGCUAGGCAUUUCCAUCGCCGCCGCUGGCCCAGCAGGUUAUGGCGUCAACGCCUGCACCACCCAUGACACCGACAGCAGCAACAGCAUUUAAGGACGGUCACGCUACCACAGCAGCUGAGGGAGGACAUUCCAACAAAGGGGUUGCUGGGAGCGUGGGGCCCGCCAAAGGCAAGCAGAGCAGCCGUGCCAUGAAGCGCGCCUCGACCUGGGACGGAAAUAGCAAACGUUCCGAAAGGGCACAAGGCGGUUCCGGCACACCCGCUACGUCCUCAGCUGGUCGCCGUGUAGCAGCGGCAGCCUCGCAGGCAGCUACUCCGGGCACCCCUGCUGCUGCUGCUUCCGCUGCGUCUUCCACCUCUGCUGCGGGGCCGCGGAGGUCCUUCAUCAAGCAGGCGCCCAUGGCUGCAGGACUCGCAAGGAAGCGUCUGCGGGUCAAGGACUUCACAUUUUACAUCGUGGUGCUGCCCGUCCUGAUCUUCUUGUUUGUCAUCCUCUUGCCUCCGGAGUUGCAAUGGCAGGACCUGCUGCGCCUCAUUUCCACAGACUGGGUAGCCAUUGGCACUCGGAUGUCCCUCCUGCACCUUGCUUUCCUCACCGUGUGGGUCUGGUUAUGGCCCAUUCCGCUGGAAUUUAGCAGGGAAACUACACCAGCAGCAACAACAACAGCAGCAGCAACCGCAACAGUACGG
Molecule: messenger RNA, 873 nt
Organism: Astrephomene gubernaculifera
Lineage: Eukaryota; Viridiplantae; Chlorophyta; Chlorophyceae; Chlamydomonadales; Astrephomenaceae
Source: the annotation of a GenBank genome assembly